Molecule: messenger RNA, 2959 nt
Organism: Astyanax mexicanus (Mexican tetra)
Lineage: Eukaryota; Metazoa; Chordata; Actinopteri; Characiformes; Acestrorhamphidae
Gene: ccdc14
Product: coiled-coil domain containing 14
Exons: 13
Coding region: 247-2868 (873 amino acids)
Biological process (GO): protein localization to centrosome
Cellular component (GO): centriolar satellite
Source: RefSeq, a predicted model, not a curated record
ACAACAAACUCGCAGGUUGCGGGCUGGUGUGGAGAGUUUUCUGGGAACAAUAUGGUUUCGGCUUAUUCACUAUAUAAAUCUGUAUAAGCGGCCUGUAGAGGGAGGUCGUUGAUGUAGAUGUAGAUGUGUUAGCUGUAGAAGUUGUAGCUGUAAGUGGAGAGAGAGAUAUAUUGCUGGAGUGGACUGCGCUGGGCGGCUGCUGCUUCUGAGCUUUACUUCAUCUGAACGGCGCUGUUUUACUGACUGAUGGCAAGACAGGGGAAACCCAGGCUCAAGGUGGUCUCGUCAGGCAGACUGACAGGCUGUGGGCGGGGACAAGCGACCAGGAAAACGGUUGUCGGAAGACGUGUAGCGGUUCUUGAACCAGCAUAUUCUCUGUACUCCACCGAUUCAGAAGACCAGGUGACAACAGUCCACAAAGGUCUGGAUCGCUGUGCAGCUUUACUGAAUGGAAUGCUUCAGGCUGAGAAAACAGCGGAAUCGAAAGAGUCCAAGUCAAAGUCUCAUUUUCCAAAGACGACUUCUUCCAAACUUAAAUCUAAAGUGGUGUCUGGAAAGGUGGAAGCAGAAAAGAAGAAAUCGGGAAAGAAGUCAAGCUUGGUCUCUCACAUAUCCAGGAAACCAGCUCCUGUACAGAAGACUAUUUUGUGCUCCCAGAGCAGAACAAAAGCAUUGACCCCAUUGACGCAAUCUGAGCAUAUCCAGCCACAUUCUCUUCCUUUGGCAUGCCCACUUACUGCAGGCACAGUAAGAACAGAACAACAGACCUCAACUGUGUUUAAUUGCCGUCUGGCCACCUCUACCCCAGUACUGAACCCUCAGAUACCCACUCCAGAGCACAGUCAAGUGCCUCCUAGGGAAUCAGAUGGACAGCUGCACUACUUCACACAGCAGUGGGACAUUGGUACUGGAGGGCAAUCAAGUCAGCAUGGACCACCAGUCCAUUACACAGCUUCGCUGCCUGUGGCACCAGCUGUUCAGCAGCAUCCUGGUGCCUCCACAGCAUCUGUGCACCAGGCCACAACAAUUCCAGGGGCAAAUGGGAAGCUUAGAGUGCCAAGUCCCCUUUUAAGUGCACCUCAUUUGGUGGGGUCAGAUGGACGGAGUACCCCUAUUGAGUCGUGUAAUAGAUCUUCGACUAACCCUUCACCCACAAUGGCAACACACGUGCCCCUACUUCAAGUACCAAUCACCAGCCAUUCACAGGCUCAUCCACAGCCUACACUGGUGUAUGCUGGUCCGUAUGAGAAGCAUCAGCAGAAGCUUUCAACCGAGGAAAGCUCAGACGAGUGUGGCGGGUGCAGCAGUGAGGAGGACGAGCUGACUUUAGUAGACACUACACCAGUCAGAGAUACAAGCUGUCAAACCAGCAUAAACAAUCCCAUACUAAUGCCCAGUCAAAAAGGCAAAACAUCUAGUCCAGAAAAGACCGCCAAGAAGGUUAUGACUGUCAAGUAUCUACUGGGUGAGCUGAAGACCCUGGUAGCUAAUCAAGACAGUGAUGCAGUGCGUCUCAUCUCGGAGGUGGAGCAGAGCAUCUCCCUGCUCCCUGCCAUGGUGGGCAGCACCAAUGUGCAGGCUGAGCUUGCACUAGCCCUGCAGCCUCUCAGGAGUGAGAAUGCACAACUUCGCAGGCGUUUAAGGAUCCUGAAUCAACAGUUACUGGAGCGGGAGAGAGCAGAAAGGCAGGCCAGACCAGUGGACUGCACUCUAGAAUUGGCCACUCUGCAGUCCCUCAACCUCACACUUCAGACUCAGCUCAGUGACAGCCAGAGAGAGCUGGGAAAUCUGCAGCAGGAGAACCAGAGGCUGCAGCGAGACUUGGAGGAUAAAGAGAUUGACCUCCAGAAGAGCAAAGAGCAGAGCAAAGUGGAGAUCAGCCGCAUACGCUUGGAUGUGAGUGAAGCACUGGCUGAAAUGAGAAACUGCCAGGCUAAGCUGGAAGCAUCUGAGAGGGAAAAGGUUGCACUGACAUGGAAUGUCCAGCAGAAGGAGGCAGAGAUCACAAAAUUACUGGAGAUCAUUGGAAAUCACCAGAAAAGCUCCUCUGCUAAAGAGACUGCCUGCCAUUUUGCACAGACAGAUAUGCCUAAACCUCCCUCGCAACUCACGAAGAGUGUUCUGGACUUGUAUGAGAAUCAAGAAAAACAGACUGCCAAACCUGACAGAGUCUCCGACACCAUUAAGACCUACCUUCAGACUCUUGAGAGCACAGGACAUGACACUUACAUUCAUCAGUCUGAUCUACUCCCCUGUCCUCUCUCUCCUCCCUCAAUUGACCAGGGGAGGUUUGUUGAAGAGAGUGGUAAAUUACAUGAGACGAGACGUCUGAUUAUACCACAGGACAGUCAAGCUGGUGGUAAGAUUCAGGAAGGAGACGAUCGUGAUCGAGCUUUUGUGCCUCUCAGAGAAACAGCAAGAGUGCAGCCAGCAGCUAAGGUGACCCAGAAAGACUUUCCAAAGCAGAAACAGGUUGAUGGAGUUAGUGAUCACCCAGGACUCAACUUCUUGGGCCUUGCUUUUGAAAAACUUGGACUCCCUACUCAAGACCUCAAAGUUCUGGAUGAUGGUAAAAAUUUCCUCUCACAUGCAAAAGAGGGUACAGUACACCCAGAGCUUUCACAGCAGUCACAAACUGUUCGCCGCUGUCUGCAGAUAGGUGAAGAAUCUGCAUACACAGGAAGGCCAUCAGUCUUGGAGAAUACCCUUUCCUCUUGUGAUAUAAAAUCCUUAGCCUCAGACUGGAGUGUGAACUCGUGGUCUACGUUCAACACGCGGGAUGAGCAAAACUUUCGGAAUGGCUUAGCAGCCCUGGAUGCCAGCAUUGCCAGUUUACAGAAGACCCUAAAAGCUGAACUUAAGAAAUGAUCCAAUAAGCUUAAGCUUGCAUUAGCAUGUUUUAUCUGUGUCUGUGUUUUGUAAUUUUAAUCAUUAUAUUAAAUUAUUUAUUAUAAAUAAA